AUUGUUGGACGAUUCAAAUGGCUGGAGGUUUACUGUAUUUGCAGGUCAUUUGAGCUCUCCAACCAAGCAACUUAAGUACCCAGUGAAGAAUUUUCGAGAAAGGAGUUCAUGUAGGAAUUGAUUAAUGUUUAUGGGCUAAGAAGUGUGGCAAAAUGAUCUUAUGUUUUGAAUCGCCAAGGAGAUGGAGGGAAGACAUACAGAUACUGUUCAAAAUGAAUCCUUGCUUACGAAUUUUACCCGGAUGCAAUCUGACUGGGCUUCUAAAUUUAAGAAAAUGCAUAGCCAGCAUCAGCUGGGGGAUUCAGGAGCACAAAGAGUGGCACAAAUCCUUUGGUCCACUGGAAACCUUGCUGAGCCAAUUCCUAGCGGUUUCUAUUCUAUUUUACCCGAAAAAAGACUCAAAGAGAAAUUUGACAUGAUCCCUUCUCUUGAAGAGCUCCAUGUCCUAGAAUCAGAUGGGUUUAAGCUCAAUGUUAUCGUUGUUGACAUGCAUAAAGAUAAGAAGGUGUCAAUGUUACAGCAGCUGGCUCUGACUUUGGCAAAAGGAUUGACUUCUAAUCCAGCUGCAGUAAUUAAAAAGUUAGGCGGAUUGGUUUGCGACUUCUAUAAACUCCCAAACGUAGAGUUAAAUUAUGCCAAAGGUGCAUGGGAGGAAGUCUACAAUGUACAUAAUCAGGGCAUUCAGAUGCUAGGUCAAAUAAAGCAUGGUUUCUGUCAUCCCCGUGCCAUUCUUUUCAAAGUCCUUGCAGAUACUGUUGGCCUUGACUGUAGGCUUAUGGUGGGUUUACCCAAGGAUGGAGAAUUGGAGCGAACCGAUUUACAUAGGCACGUGUCUGUUAUAGUGGAACUGAAUUCUGCUGAAUUACUGGUUGAUAUAGUGAGGUAUCCAGGUCAUUUGGUACCCUUUUCCACCAAGGCAGUAUACAUGUCUCAUGUAUAUGUCAUCGGUCAAGGUGAUUCUGGAGAGAAUGAUUCAUGCGAUUCACCUAUUGAACCAAACAGUCCUGUGCAUGGUGCUGUGGAAAGUGUUGAUGAGUGCUUAUCACAUGGCGAACCUAAUGUAGCAAAUGCAGCAUGGGGGCGCAACAAGAACGUACUUGCUGAACAAAGCACACCCAGUUCAAGUCCAGAGCACUGUUUAUUUCGAGGGCAUGGAAGAUCUAUUCUUGGUGGUCAUAAAGAUUCUCCGAGAGAGUGUCCAAAUGACAUGACAGUAUCAAGGUCUGCUGGGGCAUCACCCAUAGGAAGUCGCAGAAGACGACGACGGAGUAGUGCUACCAUGAUUCCAGAAAUUGGCGAUGACAUUGUAAGGGUUGUGCGAGCAAUGAAUGACACUUUGAAGAGAAAUCAUCCUCCAAGGGAACAUAUUGAUGAUCAUUGCAAUAGUCCAGAACAUCAGGAAAACGCAUCUGCUUCGCAUAGGAGGCAAACCAGUUGUCCAAAGGCCUUCUCUCUACCUUCAUCUCCUCAUAAGUAUAGGAUUCAUGAUCAUGGUUCUGACAGGAAUGAAACAGAAAAAUUAGAAGGGAAUCUUGAUAUGAUCACAUGGAAUAAGUUUCUUGAAUCGUCCUCCAUCAGGAACGAACCAUGGUUCCCCUUCCAUGAAUGGAAUAUUGAUUUUUCUGAACUAACAGUUGGAUCACGUGUUGGCAUUGGGUUUUUUGGGGAAGUUUUCCGAGGCACUUGGAAUGGAAUUGAUGUUGCAAUCAAAGUCUUACUUGAACAGGAAAUAACUUCUGAGAAUAUCGAAGAUUUUUGCAACGAGAUGUCCAUUCUAAGUCGACUUCGCCACCCAAAUGUUAUAUUAUUCCUUGGUGCUUGCACAACGCCUCCUCACUUUUCAUUGAUCACCGAAUACAUGGACAUGGGGUCUCUAUAUUAUCUCAUUCAUGUGAGUGGGCUAAAAAAGAGAAUCAGCUGGCGAAGGAGACUAAAAAUGCUGUGUGAUAUAUGCAGGGGUCUUAUGUCUAUGCAUCGAGUGAAAAUAGUGCACCGUGAUCUGAAAAGCGCGAAUUGCUUAGUGAAUAAGCACUGGACAGUGAAGAUUUGUGAUUUUGGGCUCUCACGGGUGCUAAACACUACACACAUAAGAGAUUGUUCAUCUGCAGGGACCCCAGAGUGGAUGGCACCUGAACUCAUUCGUAAUGAACCCUUUACAGAAAAAUGUGAUAUUUUCAGCUUUGGUGUCAUAAUUUGGGAACUAUGUACUCUUCAUAGACCAUGGGAAGGAGUGCCAUCAGCUCAAGUGGUUCGUGCUGUUGGUCAUGAUGGAACUCGACUUGAAAUUCCUGAAGGUCCCUUGGGAAACCUAAUAGCAGAUUGUUGGGCGGAACCCUAUCAACGACCUAGCUGUGAAGAAAUCCUCUCACGCUUAAUGAGCUGCGAGAUGCUGAUAUAGUUUCUUUCAUUGUAACUCUUGGACAUGAACAAAACGACUACAAAAAGAUUUGCAAGUAAAAUACUUUUAAUUUUGAUCAGUCAACAUUUAAUUCAUUUGCUUUAGAGUCAAUUGAUCUACUUUCUUACCAAAGAUGAUAUACAAAUGAAUAAAUGUAAGCUUAAAAGACCUUCAUUUACCUAAAUCAGAUAUAGCGUUUAUGUAAAUAUCAACAUUAUUGUGUUUGAUUUACAAUG
Messenger RNA from Cynara cardunculus var. scolymus (artichoke), 2634 nucleotides. RefSeq names its product serine/threonine-protein kinase EDR1-like. The coding region runs from base 182 to 2398 and encodes 738 amino acids. The record is from RefSeq and is a predicted model, not a curated record. The transcript is spliced from 17 exons. Gene Ontology annotation, molecular function: protein kinase activity; ATP binding. Gene Ontology annotation, biological process: protein phosphorylation. NCBI's taxonomy places the organism in Eukaryota, Viridiplantae, Streptophyta, Magnoliopsida, Asterales, Asteraceae.